AUGUCACACGAGAGUUCUAAUCUUCAAGUACGCAUUAAGAAUACAAACGGUCCGAGACCGACGUACGUGGGCGCCAACAACGGUAACGCGGGCGGCGCCGGCGGUGGCGGCGGCGGCGGCGGUGGUAGUGGCGGCGGCGGCGGCGCCGCAAACACUGGCGGCGUCGGCGUGGGACCCGCGAGCGGCGCGGGCGGCGGCGGCGGUGGCGGCAGUGGCGGUGGCGGCGGCGGCCACGGAUUGAAGGGCAACACGGGUGGCGGGCCGCGCGGUGGCAAUCCGGUGCAGUAUCGCGCGAGUGGUGGCGGAGGCGGCGGAGGAGGUGGCGGCGGCGGCGGUGCGGCCGCUUGGAGCACGGCGCCGUCUCAUGCGGCCGCGGCGGCAGCGGCGGCGGCUCCUUAUCCGCCUUACACGCGAUAUCCUAGCGCGGCGGCGGCAGCGGCGGCGGCGGCCGCCGCCGCGGUCGGCGGUGGUCCUCAACAGCUGCCAGCUUCCGCGAAUCCCUUCGUCACCGCCACGUACGCGCAACACGCGACGUAUGGUGGACAGCGGGUGCCUACAGCUUCAUCUCCGGCGAAUACUAACAGCAGCUCUAGUAGUGCCACUGGUAGCCAAAGUGGGACAAUGAGCACGAGUCUCAGUAACAACGCUAUGCAGGGUCAACAGGCGGAGCAGCUGUCCAAAACAAAUCUAUACAUCCGUGGCCUCAAUCAGAAUACGACUGACAAAGACCUCGUUAAUAUGUGUUCUCAAUAUGGAACUAUAACUUCCACCAAGGCAAUUUUAGACAAAAAUACAAACAAAUGUAAAGGUUACGGAUUUGUAGACUUCGAGUCACCGAUGGCGGCAGAGGGUGCUGUCAAAGCACUGGUCGCCAAGGGGAUACAAGCGCAGAUGGCGAAAGUGGGUAUCUGGUUGCUCCGUAGACUGGACAGUCAACAGGAGCAGGACCCCACCAAUCUGUACAUUGAUCUACCGUUGACCUUCAAGGAGAAUGACGUCGAGGCGUUACUGGCUCAAUACGGACAGGUCAUUUCAACUCGCAUCCUCCGCGACACUUCGGGUCAAAGCAAAGGUGUAGGAUUCGCAAGAAUGGAAUCUAAAAAAAUGCGAGCAAUCAUCCAGAUGUUUAACGGAAAGGCGCUGCCAGGCGCAAAGGAUCCAUUAUUAGUCAAGUUCGCUGAUGGUGGAAAUAAAAAAUCGUUGUUCAAGAAUACAAUAUGGAGAGAAACCGGAGAAAACAUGACUUUGAAUUACGACACGAGCGGCGUCGGCCAGAACGGCGUUGCUGCGACUCACAUGCUUCCCGCGGCGACCUGA
Nylanderia fulva is the source of this 1317-nucleotide messenger RNA. NCBI's taxonomy places the organism in Eukaryota, Metazoa, Arthropoda, Insecta, Hymenoptera, Formicidae. The record is from RefSeq and is a predicted model, not a curated record.